GCUCACCACAUCCUAGUCUUGUUCAUUCCACUCCACAAAGCCACCAGCCCCUUCCGCAGCCACUAUUCAAUGUUGCGAGCCAUUCAUUUAAGUCCCCCCUCCCCUUAGGCACUAGAACUGGGACUUCUUCUUCGACACUACUUUCCAAUGUCAAUCUUGGCUCAACACAAGUACCCUUUGAGCUUCCGGCACCAUGUCCACCGGUGCCACAGGCCGUUCAUCCGCACCCGCGUAUGUUGCUUGGCCGCCACCACCAACACCGCCAAGCCUAGGCUUAAUUCUGACCAAUUAGUCAUGGAGCCACGGCUCGAUCCCUCACCAACCUCUGUCACAGAUCCUAACCGUCCCGUUCUCCACGACCCGACCCUGAAAUCAACAUGGUCUCAUCGUGCAUGGGUGGCAAGUGGGUGCACCACGGUGCUCAUCUCUCUAGCAAAAGCAGCAACGGGUGCAGCAGAAUCACACCUAUGGCUCGAGCCCAUUUUAGCUGGCUGGGUCGGUUACAUUUUAGCAGACCUUGGGUCCGGAGUCUACCACUGGGGUAUCGACAACUAUGGCGGAGCGUCAACUCCAUUUUUUGGUGCCCAAAUAGAGGCAUUUCAAGGUCACCAUAAAUGGCCAUGGACGAUCACUCGGCGACAAUUUGCGAACAACUUACACGCCCUCGCUCGAGCAGUGACCUUCACAGUGCUCCCAUUAGACCUUGCUUUCAACGACCCAGUUUUUCACGGAUUCGUGUGGGUGUGCUCUGGCUGCAUUAUGUUUAGCCAGCAAUUUCAUGCUUGGGCUCACACCACAAAGAGCAAGCUUCCGCCACUGGUGGUUACAUUGCAAGAUGCAGGGCUGCUGGUGUCUCGUUCUCAACAUGCUGAUCAUCAUCGCCCGCCUUAUAACAAUAACUACUGCAUCGUGAGUGGGGUUUGGAAUGAAUUCUUGGAUCGACAAAAGGUUUUUGGAGUAUUGGAGAUGAUGUUGUUCUUUAAGCUAGGGGUAAGACCCCGGUCAUGGAGUGAGCCCAACUCUGAGUGGACCGAAGAGAAUGAGAUCCCUCCUAAAAUUACAGCCCACUGACCUUCUCUGGUUACCUCUCCUUUUUUCACACGGUCGAGUUUUCUUGCUAGAAUUUAUGAUCCAUUGUUUGUGGGUGAAUGUUAUUGCAUAUUGCAAUGCGAUAUAUGUAGUUUGUGGAUAGACGUCUAUUUUGCACAAUGAAGGCCGUUCAAAUAAGCAAAA
Messenger RNA from Carya illinoinensis, 1233 nucleotides. RefSeq names its product fatty acid desaturase 4, chloroplastic. The transcript has a single exon. Bases 148 to 1071 code for a protein of 307 amino acids. Lineage: Eukaryota; Viridiplantae; Streptophyta; Magnoliopsida; Fagales; Juglandaceae. The record is from RefSeq and is a predicted model, not a curated record.